This is a messenger RNA of Blepharisma stoltei, 1356 nucleotides long. The record is from the annotation of a GenBank genome assembly. Lineage: Eukaryota; Ciliophora; Heterotrichea; Heterotrichida; Blepharismidae.
AUGCAAAGUUAUCAUAAUGGCUCACGCAAUACAGUACUCAUAACUUAGGCAGCCUCAAGAGCUCUUACUUGAAAAUGAGCAACUAAAAGCCAAACUUCUUGAAGCCACUACAAUAAUUGAUGCUUUAAGAAAAGAAAAUGCAGCAUUAACGAAAAGAUUAAACUCCUUUUUGAAUACCCAAGUAAUUCAAGGAGACUCUACUUUUGUAACUAACAGUGGAGACUUAGCAGCUCAAUGUGACAAUUGUGGACAAGAAAUCCCUAGACAAAAUAUACAAAUUCAUACAGCGCAAUGCAUAAGAAGAAUCAAAAGGUGCCAAGCAUGCAAUAAAGCAAUAAAUAUAUCCACUAUACCACUAAACAGGCAUCUGAUAUACAUUAUAAAUAUCUAUUCCUCCUUAUUCAUAUAUAAAAGAAGUUAUAUUAUGCCAAAUUCUGUUUACAUAAUCCAUCAUACAUUUUUUUAAUUGAAUAAUAAAUUUUCUUACAAAAAAUACCAAAAUUUAUAAUAAAAUACAAUAUCAGAAAUUGAUGCCCAUAUGAAAGAACAGAUCGGAGAGUUCAAAGAUAUUAUAGCAGACAUCGAAAGUAACAAUAUUGAAAGUCUAAGCCAAAGGGAAGCCCAUGGUGCAAAAUUUGAUAUUAAAGACGAUAAUCAAAAUUCUCUAUUGCAUGUUGCUUCUAGGUGUGGGAAUCGAGAAAUUGCUCAUUUUCUAAUUAGCAGAGGUGCUGGCGUAAACUCACAGAAUAUUUUUGGAGAAACUCCACUGCAUUUAGUGUGCGGGAAAAAUAAAGAUAUUGGCAUGGUACAAUUUUUGCUAACUCAAGGGGCUGAUUCAGGAAUAGUUAACACUAUAGGCGAAUCCCCACAAUCUAUAGCUCAGCGGAGUGGAUUUCAUGAAGCAUCAAUUUGUUUUUCUCAGCAUACGCAUGCACCGAUUCGGCCGAGGACUUCAGCAGGUGGGAUCCGAGCAAAAACACAUAGUUCUUCUAGAAGGGGUUCAGGACCAUCUAAUAACCCGCCUUUUAAUUUAUUGCUAAAUCAUAUAAACUGCCCUAUAAAGGCAAGAAAUUGGAGCUGGAAAAUCUCCAGUGGUUGGACGUUCUUAGGUUAGUCAAACUGGAGAGUUGACAAAUGAGCCUUUCUCUUGUUGUUUUGGCUAACCUGAGUUGAUUCAGCCACUGAAGAGUUUUCAACUCCAAUGUCCCUACCCUCAUAGGGGCAGUUUCUAAGACUAACAUAUAUAAGAAUAAGCUUAAGUUUACCUCAAUAAAUAAAUCUAAUGACAUUUAUUUGCAUAAAAAAUGAUGCAUUGAUCUCUAAAGCAUUAUACUCUUUAUGCAUAAGGCUAUAUAA